UCCAAAUUCCGAAAUUGCUCUCGGCGUGCGUGGGGGGACAUCCCGGAGCGGAGCGGUUGCUGAGAGGGAACGGGAGGUUAUAAUCGUCGAGCAGAGAAAAUUGGGAAGAUGUAAUUAAAACCGUUGACAAACCGCUCGUUACCGAGUCGCUUGCGAAGUGUAUUGCCGAGCUAAAUGCGGGACGUGACUGCUUAUUGAGUGCCACAGUGACACAAUGCCUGGAAAGAUAAAGGUGAAGAUACUGGCAGGCCGCAACCUGCCGGUGAUGGACCGUUCCGGCGACACGACAGACGCUUACGUGGAAUUAAAGUUUGGCAAUAUAACUUAUAAGACGGACGUGUGUCGAAAGUCCCUGAAUCCGCAAUGGAACUCAGAAUGGUACAGAUUCGAGGUUGACGAUGCAGAGUUGCAGGACGAGCCGUUGCAAAUCAGAUUAAUGGAUCACGACACGUAUUCUGCUAACGAUGCGAUAGGCAAAGUUUACAUUAAUUUGAAUCCGUUAUUGUUGCCUGGAAUGCUGCCACCAGUGAAAAACAUUUGGACUCUAGAGGCAGCUAUGAACACCAGCUCUGGUUCACAAGGCUCAGUUAUGACCGGAUGGAUACCUGUAUAUGAUACAAUGCAUGGUAUACGUGGCGAAGUUAAUAUUAUCAUUAAGGUGGAGCUAUUCUCUGACUUUAACAAGUUUAGACAGUCGUCCUGUGGAGUACAAUUUUUUUACUCACCUAAUAUACCAUAUGGAUAUCAUGCACAAAUGAUACAUGGAUUUGUUGAAGAACUUGUGGUCAGUGACGAUCCGGAAUAUAAGUGGAUAGAUAAAAUAAGAACACCCAGAGCGUCGAACGAGGCACGGCAGACUCUAUUUUUUAAAUUGAGCGGAGAAGUUCAGAGAAAGAUUGGAUUGAAAGCCCUGGAUCUUGGUGGAAAUGCUGUGAUUGGGUAUCUGCAAAAUUUCGAUCUGGAGGGCGAAUCCGGUAUCGUUGCCAGAGGUAUAGGCACGGCGGUGACGCUCGUAAAACUGCAUGACGUUCUCGGUUUCCCUUGCGACAGCGUCAAUAUUGAAGAGAUCGCAUUCGCACUUUCCUCACGCACGAUAGCGCGAACGGAACGUUAUGCCGACGACAGCGCGCCGUUCACCCCCAUAUCUAUUCCCGCUUCGUAUCCCAUUCGCAUAAACAGAAAUCUCGCGUUUUACGCGCACUCUUCGUCAUCUCUAACGCGCCUGGAACGCGCCGCUAAAGUGCCCGUGAUUCCCAGAUAUGUCGGCGCGCGAAGGAAACGUGCCAAGCGCAUUCCGUUUUUGCGAACCAACACGUUGAGCAUGUUGAAUCUAAAAGUAACAACCGCGUCCAGCGGCUCGGAUCUCACUCCGCCCCCGGAAAUUGGCCGGAGUUUAAUCAACGAGACGGUGAGAUCUAUACGUACCAUAUUAACGCCCGAGGACGCGAAGAAGGAGUCUAGGGAUUGUCUUUCCAAGCAGAUCAAACACUUGCGCAACAAAUUUGAUUUGGUCGGCGAGAAGGGUCACUUCGUCGAGGAGACCGAACACGAUCCGGACGACAUGAAUCCUAAGAAGGAGAGAAAUCUCAAAGAGACCAAGGCCAACGGUAGUAUAAUGGCUGCAUUACUGAUCGGAUCUAUACGGAACAUGCCUUUGGAAGAUAUCGGGAAUACCGAUCCUGUUUCGAUUUUUCUCAGCGACGAUCAACCUAACGAGGAGAUACAGAAAGAAACGUGCUGCAGAGAAAAUCUUCAUGAGAAUACAGAGAGCAACGUUCAGAAUAAACAGCAGGAACAAGAUGAAGAACAGAAGCAGGAUGACGAGCAGAAGCAUGAUGAAGAGCAGAAGCAGGAUGAAGUGCAGAAGCAGGAUGAAGAACAGAAGCAGGAUGAAGAGCAGGAGCAGGAUGUCACAUCCUCGAUCGAUGAAACAGAGACGUCUUUCUUCGACGACGAUAAUUCCACGGGCGACGAGUCAUCGGAGGACACCGCCAGUUACAAUAUCCUAGACGAUUCGAGAUAUGAUGUUGACAGAGACUCCGACAAGGUGGAGUCAAACUCGUCGAGUUUUCUAGAGAGGCUUCCCAUCACGCACUCCAGCGCGGAAAGCUGCACUGAUUCUACGCUGCAGAUAGAAUCGGACGUAGCGAUGGAGGGUUCGCCCUCAAACCUGAAUUUAGCGAGCACGGAAGACGUUAUACGAAACGUUCCGAUCCCCAUAAUCACCGUGAACGCUCGAGAGAGCACGGAGUCGGACACACCGAUCGACACGUCCGGAUUAUCGAAUAACGAAAGUCAGUCUGAUGCCCCGAAUCUCUUUGCUCCAAAAUCAACUCUUUCGUCUGAUAAACGAAAAAUCGUCGACGCGAAACAGGUGUCCAACACUUCUGACAACAAGGGUCAAAAAUUAAACUUGGAGGUGGAGGAAGACAAGCGACACAGCAGUGCUACAUCCGAGUCGUCGAUUCCCGAGACGCAUCGCGUUUAUCUGACGAAACAUGAACGAGAUUUAUGUCGGGAGCGCAGUCAGUCCGCUCAUCGACAAACCAGAGAAUCGGCGCAACUCCAGUCACCGUCUCCCGUUGAAGGAUCGGAAGAUCACAUGAAUGUAGGUAGGAAAGGAAACAAUCCGCCGACCAGUUCUUCGCACACGACGACACGGUCCAGCCUGUCGAACGAAGAAGCCCGCGCAAUGGCGACCGUCGAGAGACGGACAUGCAUGCGCGAUCUGAUUAAGCUGAUCGACACGAAGAUGAUGGUGUCCACGCGCCCAACGCGUCACAGCAAGAGAACCCUGUCGUCGAGAAGCAUGAGGAGGAAGCGCGAAAGAAAGGCGUCCCACAAGGGCUCGAGAAAGGGGUCGAGGAACUCGUUCGACAAGUUUCCUUGCCGCGGCACGUCUAUGAGGAGACGCGCUUCACACAAGCGUCACGAGAAGGACGUCCUUCGCGUUCCUCGCGUUCACUCCAUUCCCGAGUGCCUUUCCUCGGGUCAGCAUCCGACUCUUCAUGCUGCCUCUCGUUCCUGCGGUUCCUCUCUCGUUAGCUUAACCGAUCGUACGCGCGUGUCCGCGUCUUCAGCGUCCCACCGUCCGCACGACGGUUUAUCCGGUACCUCGGGAAAAUCACCGAGGAGUAGUCGCGGCAAACUUGACACGGUACCCGCGAUAUCCGUUAGUAACGCCUGUAAUCUAGGGAAAACAUAUCAUAUUGAUUGCACUAUACCCACUAACAAUGCUAAUAUGACUUACAACUCGCGUGUGUCCCGUCCUUCUCCCAAUCUUAGGCAACAAGAUGAGGCGUCGAUCAGUCCGCCCUGCCCGCUUCCGACCGUUCCCACGGUGGCCACGAAAAUGUCCCAGUCACCGGCGACCAAAACGGUCGCCAGCGUGCCGCUUCACCGGCGAUCGAGCGACUCCGAUCUGAGCGUUACUCCCAAAGGUAACUCCCUUGGUAGCAGCGACAGAUCGAUAGCAGGACCUCUAAGGACACCGACCGCAGUGGUUAGACCUAUGAAUCAAGACACGUUGGAGAUGUUAGAAUACCCAUUCAUCACUAUGCAACAUUAUCCACCUGGCUUCAUAUUACAUAUAGGAGGUUUAGUGAGCUCAAAGUCAGUGAAAUUACUCGAAAGGAUAAGUAAUUUGGAAGAGCCGGAAGGCCGUGAUUCGUGGUGGACCGAAAUUAGGAUGGAAGUUAGAUCGCAUGCAAGAGCGUUAGGUUGCAAUGUUGUUAUAGGCUACAAGGAGGAAACUAGUAUAUGCGACGACGUGUGCGUGUUAAGUGCUUCUGGUACUGCGGCAGUAAUAAAUUUUCACAAUUCUGCUCAAGAUUCGGACGGUGUCGUUCUGAAUAAGCUUCAGCAGAGCGGCGUGCCUGUCGCUGCCGUGGAUUCAGAAAAGGGCCAGCAAAAAUCUGUGACGAUAAAGGCAGAGAGAAUCGACUGUGAUACAUCCGUCGUGACUCACCCGGAACGACAGAAUGGGAAGGUGUGCAAGCAUUCUUCCGAGAGUAACGAUCACGAGGGCUCCGGCCAGUCACAGUUACGAUGCAACCUGUGCCAUCUCCCUUAUAGUAAGAAUAGCGUGCCAUUUAGAGUCAACGUGUCCAAGUGUGCCAUAUGCAAACGUGCCAAAGUCCCGGAUGUGAUGUUCACCACUAUAGAAGUGCCUGCGAAUAUCCCAACGACUGGAAGAGGUUGCUUCAUUCAGGCGACCGUGUGCAAGAGUAAAAAGGACCUGCGGGGUGAAUUAAACGCGAAGGAGAUAUCGGAUUGCCUGCCGUUUUUGGAAUAUGAGCUGCACAGUUUAUUGUUGAAUAAGCUCAAGAUCAAGGGUAUGAACGCGGUUUUCGGCCUCAAGUUGCAGGUUUCCGUGGGAGAACGGUUGAUAAUCGGCAUGGCGAUAGGUACUGCAGUUUAUUUGACGGCACUACCGCCGCCUACCAUCCCGCAAAUAGCAUCCGGUAAUUCGUGGCACAAGGAGGAUCAAUUGGGGGAAAUGCAAAAGUCUAUCGUCGAAACGGUGAAGAAGAAUAGAGAGUUUUAUCGUCUGAAACCUAUCGGAGUCAACGAAGUCGAAAACGGACGCAUUCCGAGCACUUCCGACACAGACGAGUCGGACGAGGAUCUGCCGGAACUUGACCUUGGAUUGGGCACUCGCGACGCGUGUGUCCUAGAAGUAGACGACAUCGAGGACAUGGACCGGAUAUCGUCGUUAAUAGACAACAGGCCACCAGACGAUUUCCACGUCGUUAACACGCAGACGAUACCUGGUCUCGAAGAUUUAGAAAUCGUCAGGAAUUUACAAAUGUUCACGCAAAUCUCAAGGGCUAAAAUUCCCAUGGGACAAUUCGCGUCGAUGCCAUCGAAAUAUUUUGCCAGAUUACUUCAGUCAUUGUAUUUUAAAUUAAGAAGAAUGGUUCCCUGUGCGUUAUGUGAUAUGCAGUUUAAAGUAGCAUUACCCGAACAAGACGAGAUACAACUGACCGUUGUCGGUAUGGCGCUUGGCUUAGGAGAACCUUUAAAUACAAAUAAAUAUAAAAGGAAAGUUGUGUGUCGUUCCUUGAGCAAGGAUCAAGUAAGAAAAUCAGAUGACAGUGAUAUGAUAUUUAGCCUUGAUGAGGAUCAUAUAGAGAACAAUAUUACAUCUGAAAGUACGACACGCACUUGCUUAGGAAAUCCCGCAACUUUAAGUGGUACUCCUGUACAAAAACCGAGACCACGCUCACCUUUGCGUUUAAAAUCAUUUAUUCAUAGACGUAAACAUGUGCCUUUGAAAGGAAGAUACGGCGUAGAUAUAACGCCUUUAUCUUACCUACCAGGUGGAAGAAUAGAGAGAUAUCAAGGCAAUCUGAAUUUCUUUUUUAUUCGCGAAAGCACAUCGAUACGGGAGAAUGGUGGAUUGAGUGGUUUCACCCACAGCUUUGUAAUGGAAGUUUUGGCGAUUGUUCGCGCGCAUAUUACAGCAUUAGGUGGUAACGCUAUGGUAGCGUUUUUCAUGACGCAAUGCGUGCUUCUCCAUAGCCCUCACAAAAAUCAAGGUCAAUGUCUCAUUAACGUGGGUGGCGAUGUUGUGACAGUAUCUUAUUACGCGGAUGAGAAACAUAGCGCCGUUUCAAAUUGCUGACCCCAACCUCCACAUUCGGCGCCGCCAUGAACGACCAUUUAAUACAAUGGCAAUUAACAUGACUAAAUAUUUGCCAAUAUUAAUGUUGUUAUAGAUAGGAUCGAUUUUGUGUGAGACUUUUAUUGCAUUGCACAAUGCUUAAUCUCAGAUGUCUCUUUGUAGCACUCAAUAUUGUUAUUUAUUAAUUUAUUUUACGAAGAUAUAAAAAUUUAAUUAAUUUAAAAUAUUUUUUUUUGAGAAUUAAUACAAUAGAACAUAAUGAAAUAUGACAAAGGUGUAUCAGUCUGUUGUUAUAAAUUAAAAAUAUCUUGUAUAUUUAAUACCUAUUACGUGACUAAAUAUUUAAAUGGCUUAGUAUUAAUGAAUUUUAAUAACUUAAACAUAAUUAUAUAUGUCUCGUAGAAGGAUAUCUUAACCUAUGAAAUACUCCUAUUAUGUGCACAAUCAUAUCACCUAUUUUUCCAGUUGUAUGAUAUUUUCAAUUUUUUGUAAUAAUUAAAUAAAUAUUCAAUUACAGCAAAGUAUUCCGUUAUUGAUAGUACAAUCGGAAAGGUAAUAGUUCUACAUAUAGAAAGCUUAGUCAGUAAUAAUUUUAACUGUAUAGAAUAUGAAGAAAUAUACAAAUUUAUUUUUCUUUACCGAUUGCACUACAAAUGACAGACUACUUCAUACAUAACAUACUCAUCUAUAGAAUGCACAAUUUUCUUUUGAAAAUUUCUAAAAACAAGACCAAGAUACAAGAUUAAAUUUAAUUUUUUAAAGAAUGAUGAAAUUCUGUCAAAAGUAUAAAGGUUGCAGAACAUUAAAUGAAGCAUUCGAAUUUAUCCUUUUAGAAAAUCGAUAUGGUUUUUCUAACUAGGUGCCUUUAAAAUUGUAUAGAAAAAAUUUCUUGUACAUGAUAUAGUUAAUAGACCUAGCGUAAUCGUAAUUUUCAAAUUUAAAUUCCUCGAUGUCUACGAAAUUGAUAAAAUAGCAAUAUUGUUUUGAAGAAUGUAAAAUAAUUCUUAGAUUAUUUUAAUGCCUUUAGUUUCUACUGGGAAAAAAGUACUAGUACAAAAGAUAACUGCUUUAUAAGAAAUUAUGUAAAGAUACUAAUUUUUAUAUUAUUAAUUUUGAUAGCAAAUGAGUGAUCAGUGAGAUGAAACAGUAACGCUUAUUUGGCAUUUUCAAUCCUUUUAAUUGUUGGUCACAUUUAAUUAUAUAAAAAUACAUAUUGCUAAUGAGCAUUCUUCCAUCGGAAUUAACAAAAAUAUAUAGUGAAUGAUAAUGAUAAAGAAAUUACUUGUAAUAUAUAUUCAAGAUUAAUUUAUGUAGCAUAACUGUUAUUUAUUGCAAUUGUAUUCGCAUAAAUUUGUUGCUCGAAUAACAUACAACCAAACAUGUCGAAUUGUGGUCAGAUGUCAUUUUUCAUAAAUUAAAUAUCUAAAUAAAGAUUUCUAAUUGACAUUAUCUGAACACAAUUUAUAAAUUAUAUAUUGUACCUAUUUAUCUGAUCGUUUAUACACAAUGCUUUCUAUUUGUGAAGCGAAAUGUCUAUUCGAAUAAUGAAACUCUAGUCAAAAUGUCAUUGUUAUAUUAAUAUUAAAUUAUGUUUAAAAAAUAUUUUUUUGUGUUGUCUUUUUGAAUUGUAAGUGUCAUUAAGUAAAAUGACAAAUAAUUUUUAAUCUCUUAUUUAAUAAAUUUUAGAAAUAUAUGUUAUGAUGUUUAGUAAA
Messenger RNA from Solenopsis invicta (red fire ant), 7338 nucleotides. Its product is annotated as C2 domain-containing protein 5. NCBI's taxonomy places the organism in Eukaryota, Metazoa, Arthropoda, Insecta, Hymenoptera, Formicidae. Bases 215 to 5626 code for a protein of 1803 amino acids. Gene Ontology annotation, cellular component: plasma membrane. The record is from RefSeq and is a predicted model, not a curated record. Gene Ontology annotation, molecular function: calcium-dependent phospholipid binding; calcium ion binding. Gene Ontology annotation, biological process: positive regulation of D-glucose transmembrane transport; positive regulation of protein targeting to membrane; intracellular protein transmembrane transport. The transcript has 15 exons.